GUCGGGGGAGUCGGGGAGCUCCCUGCGAGCCGGCGGAGUCCCCGCUGCCCGCUUUACUAUGCGUGUGUCUUGUGUUACAGCCAUGCUGCACAUCGGCGGCCAGAGCGAGGGGCGCGGGGAGGAAAAGGCUGUUUACACAGACUGCAAACCGCCCGGGGAAUAGUGCGGGAGAGGAAGUGAGCCGGGCCGCUGUCUGACUGCCCCGGCUUCCUGCUCGCUCCCUCACACGGGCAGGCGCUCACACACACACACACACCGGCCCAAGGGGAAAAAAAAAAAGAAAAAAGGGAAAACAAAAUCAGGAUCUCAUUACUAGAGCAACAGAGCGCCUGCAGAAGACUGUCAGCAUGGAGAACCAGGGAAUUUUACUCAGCUCCCUCUAGACUACCCGGAGAGAGCGGAGAAGUCCCUCAGCCGCUGGGUAUGGAGAGUGCAAUCACACUGUGGCAGUUCCUUUUGCAGUUGCUGCUAGACCAGAAACACGAGCACCUCAUUUGCUGGACGUCUAAUGAUGGCGAAUUCAAGCUACUCAAGGCAGAAGAAGUGGCUAAGCUGUGGGGACUCAGAAAAAACAAAACUAAUAUGAAUUAUGACAAGCUGAGCCGAGCGCUCAGAUACUAUUAUGACAAGAACAUCAUAAAGAAAGUAAUCGGACAAAAAUUUGUAUACAAGUUUGUCUCCUUUCCUGAGAUUUUAAAAAUGGAUCCACAUGCUGUGGAAAUCAGCAGAGAGAGCCUUUUGCUGCAGGACAGCGACUGUAAGAUGCCUUCGGAGAGCAGGGAUCAGCACAAGCACAGCUUGUCAGCACUGAAAAGCACAAGCCGUAAUGAAUAUAUCCACUCUGGCCUGUACUCCUCUUUCACUAUCAACUCUCUACAGAACCAGCCGGACCCUUACAAGACAAUCAAAACAGAAAAACUGGAGGAGAAGUCAGAAGGAAACACACCAGUUGAAGAAGUCCGGACUGUUAUCAGAUUUGUGACAAACAAAACAGACAAACAAGUUACAAGGCCCAUGGUGUCGUUGCCUUCUACUUCUGAAACAGCAGCUGCCUCUGCUUUCCUCAACUCUUCAGUAUCAGCUAAAAUAUCUUCCUUAAUGCUACCCAACAGUGCCAGCAUUUCAUCUCCAUCAUCAUCCUCCUCCAGGUCACCAUCUCUGUCUCCCACCUCACCCCUCCCUACAGAACACAGGAGCUUCUUCCUUGAGUCCAGUUGCCACGACUCAGAUUCCCUUGAGCCUCUGAACCUCUCCUCAGGCUCCAAGGCCAAAUCCCCAUCUCUUCCCCCAAAGGCUAAAAAACCCAAAGGCUUGGAAAUCUCUGCCCCACCUAUGAUUCUCUCCAGCACUGACAUCGGUUCCAUCGCCCUCAACAGCCCUGCGCUUCCUUCAGGAUCCCUGACUCCAGCUUUCUUCACUGCACAGACCCCCAGUGGAUUAUUGCUGACCCCCAGCCCACUGCUGUCUAGCAUUCACUUUUGGAGCAGCCUCAGUCCUGUUGCUCCUCUGAGUCCUGCCAGGCUGCAGGGACCAAACACUCUGUUCCAGUUUCCAACUCUGCUAAAUGGUCACAUACCAGUGCCACUCCCCAGUCUGGACAGAGCCUCUUCACCAGUACUGCUUCCUCCAAAUGCUCAGAAAUCCUGAUGAUGCCUCAUCACACCAAGGACGUAUUGGUGGAUUUAACACUUCAUUCCUAUGGGCUAGUUUUUCCUGUGUCACGAGAAGGACAUUGUGAAACCCUUUAUUACUUUGGUUUGCACUUUUCAUUACAUGGAUAAUCUACUUUUAUUAUGUUAGCAUUUUUCAACAGUGUUUAUAUAUAAAAGUAUAUAUAAAUCUGUUAUGCAUUAAAUGAAUUAUAAUUUUUUUAUAUCAUAGCUCUCAAGUGUUGAACACUUCUGUUGUUGAUGAAGUACUUUUCGUAAUGGAUUGCAACAAUGUACCUAAUAGGGAUGUGAAGCUUCUUUUUAAUCCCUUUUUCUGCAUAUUAUGCAUUGUGCUUGUGUAAACUAUAACCGGCUGUGCCUUCUUUUGCAUAAAGUCAUGUAAAUGAUUUAUAUAUUUUCUAGUAUUAAGAUAAAAAGUUGAAAGAAAAAAACUAGUAUUGAACAGCCCUAUGGUAGUAUUUCAGUAUUUUCUCCACAGCUAGGCCAUAUGAUGCAGUGUAUUAAUGUAACUUUGUAUUAAGUGCUUUCAAAUUGUAUAAAAAUAGCCUUAUAAUUUUUCUUUGCUGAAGUGAAAAACGUAAUCCAUGUUACAGCCAGAUGUAGUUCAGAGUAACAAAGCCACAUUUAUGCCCAAGUUCUUCUGUCAAAUUGCAAAUGGGAGGAACUGGGCUGUGUAUGUUCAUGACAUGUUUCCAGCAUUUGAGAGUACUUCUGUGGAAAAGGAGACAUUGCUCACAAUUUAUUUGGCCUGUACUUCUCAUGAACUGUCACCAUUACAGCUGGAAAGAGUGCAGGUAAUCUCUGUCCACCCAGGGAAUGAGGAUCAUUCCUGAUAACCUCCAGGUGCUUUAUUCAGCUGUGCCAAGUGCCUUGUACUACUUCCCUGGAAAGACUAUUGUAGCUACUCAAGCUCAGAAGGUCACAUUUCCCCUUCCCCCAAAGCUGGAAAAGUUACAGGUCUGUAAAUUGAUGCCUGGUGCUUGCAAAGAGGCAGAGACUGUACAUGUGGGAUGUUUAUGUAUAAACAGAUGAAUUCUGGAUGAAAAAACAGCACUGUGUUACUAUAUACUUGCAACUUGGACUUACUGGGUAUGUCCUCUACCUUGAGGGGAUGGCUUAGUCAUCUAAAUGUCAGGUUAGGAUUAGGCCAGACUCCCUGGCACCACAGACUCUAAUCCUGGCAGGGCUGAUGCAAAUCUUCAGUUUCCUGAGGUGGCUAAAUUGGCUUGAAUGCAGCUUUACUGUGUUGGUUUUUCAGAUGAGACCCUAAAAGCCAGCCCCAAAUCUGAUUCCUGUUUGUGACAGGUCAUUCAAACCUCUACUUCGCUUUCUGGCCGAGCAGCUGGCCACAGUCCAUUCUUUUUGAAAUGUAUGCAGUGAGUUGUCUGCUGAUUUUCUGCUUGGAUGCAUUUCAGUGAUGAUGUGUGUAGUUAUUUGUAAAGUGCUUUUGGAUCCUUCAACCUGAAAGGUGCUAAAUAAACAUUUUAUUAAUGCA
This is a messenger RNA of Corvus hawaiiensis (hawaiian crow), 3165 nucleotides long. It is a transcript of the gene ELK3, whose product is annotated as ETS transcription factor ELK3. Gene Ontology annotation, biological process: cell differentiation; regulation of transcription by RNA polymerase II. Lineage: Eukaryota; Metazoa; Chordata; Aves; Passeriformes; Corvidae. The record is from RefSeq and is a predicted model, not a curated record. Gene Ontology annotation, cellular component: nucleus. The coding region runs from base 424 to 1647 and encodes 407 amino acids. The transcript has 5 exons. Gene Ontology annotation, molecular function: DNA-binding transcription factor activity, RNA polymerase II-specific; sequence-specific DNA binding.